Messenger RNA from Anguilla anguilla (European eel), 2262 nucleotides. RefSeq lists its product as uncharacterized. Bases 1307 to 2230 code for a protein of 307 amino acids. Lineage: Eukaryota; Metazoa; Chordata; Actinopteri; Anguilliformes; Anguillidae. The record is from RefSeq and is a predicted model, not a curated record. The transcript is spliced from 3 exons.
AAGUGACUUCAGAAAAAAAAACAAGCCCGAAGUCACAUAUAUAAUAAGCAGGCUUGUAAAUUUUGGUAAUACCCUGCUUAAAUACAGUAUCCAUAAAAAAGAAACAUCAAUCAACCUUAUGACGAUAUAGUGCACAAGCCUGCUGCCAUGCACCAUCCACCACAUCCGACCUAGAAGUCAAUCGCAGCUUUUCCAAACAGAAUAUCGAUGAUAUCCCAAAUCAGUGUGUGUCUACUGUACUGACACACUUCUUAAAGUCGGGUUCAAAUCGGGUCGGCUUUUAAAAUUCUGCAACAUGCGAGGUCUGGUCGGGCUCGGCCUGUAAAGAACGCGGGCACUUGUCAGGUCAGGCUGAAAUGUUUGGGCCUCUUUCAAACUCUGGUUAUCUGCGUAGAUUGACGUCACCCAAGAUGAUGCUUUUUAUAGUUGGUGUGAAAGAUGGACAGGAAUUCAGAGAAAUCAGCUAUGGAAAAAGGACACUACUUAGGGUGACUGCACCUUUGCAGGCAGACAUUGAAGUAUUACAGCAUGAUAUUUGAAAGAACAGAAAUCAUGUACACAGUGUAGUACCCAAAAGAAUAACAUUUAUACUUUUUUUAAAACACAAAGCAUCCCCACAGAAUUGUAUCCCAUAAAGCACAAGUGACUGUGUAUGUUCUGUAUCUGUGACAAACCAAAUAAGAGGACAGGUAUCGGUUUUGGUAUUUUAUUGGUUUUUAAUUACAUAUACAGGAAUUAUUUCUCAUUUUCUACUAAAUUUGUCUAAUUGGCUCAGUCCUGCUCUUAUAAGAACAGGAUUUUUAUCCAGCAUGCGGCCAGGAUCAAUUUUUAGUUCAAGUACAUAACUUGUAAGAAAGAACAAAUUAUUUUCAGUAAAACUAAAAAGUAAAACCAGUUACAGUUAAAAGAGCCAGUUACAAAGUCUUGGGUAUGUUUGGUUGAUCUGGGUCAAAACUGAAAAUGUUGGUUCAUUUUUAUUCUGAUUGUUAUUGUGAUUGUUAUUUUGGUACCUGUGAACUCCAGAAAUUGAUUUUUUUUUUCUGAAAUGGAAAAUGAUUUCUUUUCUCCCUUUUGAAAAAAUAUAAAAAUAGUGUUUAGUUAAAUAUGUUUUUGUUCCACAGUGCUCAGAUAUAAAUUGAUUAAAGCAGGUUCGUUAGAUGUGUCGGUUUGUCUUCUGCCGAGGUGGAACUAACUGAUUGUUUUUCCUAUUUUACAUCCUCUUUCUGUACAAUUAUAAAGAUACUUCUCUAUUAAACAUUAGAGGCAUGUUUCACACAACCAAGCCUACAGACACCAAGGUGGCAGGAUGCUGAAAGGCAUAUUUGCUUCUCUCAUCUGCAUCUACAUACAGGUUCCAGUGCAAAGCCAAACAGAAAAUGCACUUUCCAGUGAGGUCUCCGCAUACGAGGCGUCUAUACUGGCUCUGCUUGUUCUGCUCAGUCUUUUCAGCAUUGGUACUUUCACAGUGGUCUUCAUUGUGUGCAGAAAAAUUGACAAGAUAUGGAGGGACCUGUCGGAGAAAGAAGUACCCUGUGACUAUGUGAAUCAUCACGCCAGGCUCGGUGCGUCUGCUCUACCUUCCCCACUAUGGGAGGAGGGGGAGACUGCGCGCGCAGACAGCCAGGCGCCAACACGACCCUCUUCUCUCAGUCUCGCGUCCAAUCAAAAUCAGGAAUCGUUCCGGUCACCUGCGACCCCCUCCACGGGUCGAAGCACCCUAAGGAUGAAGCCCCCUCCUGACUACGAGGACACAAUGUCGCGGCUGGCGAGGCAGAGCAGGGCGCUGAGGUCGUUGUCGCUUGACGGACCUGUGAGAGCAGCGAACGCAUCACGUGACGACAGCCAGUCCCAUUACGUGGAGAUGAAGUCAUGCAUAAUCAGCGCUUUCUCCACCAAUCAGGGACCAGAAUCCAUGUAUGACACUCCCAGAAAUUCCCACGGCAUCCUCAGACGCGCCUCUGCUGCCCAGACCCCACCCUCUCUCAUGGGUUCUAAGCACUUCCGAAUCCAUUCUGACCCCAGCGGCUACACUGCACGUGUAGUACACCCCAAGAUGGCUGCACACCAGCCAAGAGAGCACCACUGUAGCAGGGCAGGCUUUAGCUCGCAGCCGCUGAGUCCUGGAGAAAACGGCAGAUCCAACUCCAUCACAUUAGCAGAAACAAUACCCUCUGGCCACAAGCGGAAAUCUACUGUGAGGAGCCACAAGCAGCCACCUGUUGACAUAUAACUCAGUUUCAGUGCAGUUUGUUUUCUUUCCAA